CCGGCUUACGCUAGAAUCCUGAGUUUUUUUUCCUGCCCGUCCGUUUGGCUUCGACAAGGAAGUGCGGUGGAUACCGGCAGGAUACCGCAGGAUACCGUACUGUCGUCCUACUGGACUGUCGGCAUGCCUGAUCAUGUCAGAUUUGAAGGAAACUCUGAUCGACAUAAACCGGUUGUUUCCGAAUUUUAGCGCUUUCAUCAAAGUCAUACUGAAGAAGGAAACGUUGUCCGAGGAAGCUGAGUUGACUCGGUCACGUUACGAGACGAUAAUAAAAGGUAUGGAGGAAGAACACCCCCUACCUCGACCUGCCAGCCUCAUAGGAGAUGACGACAGUGGGUAUCACUCGACAAAACCGAAAGUGGUGUCAGUUCCUGAUAUACCAACUGUGUCCCAUACUGGGUUCCUUUUGAAACGGGAUGACAAGUACCGCUGGCACAGGUACUGGUGCCGAAUUGACAGCAAAGACAUGAAGUUUCUUGUCUUCAGUGAUUCACAUGAAGAGACUCUUUUGAAAACUAUUUCUUUAUCUACAGUCACCACUUCGUUUGGCAUACCACAAGCCACUGAGUGUGACAAAGAAAACGGGUUUAUCCUUUCCUGUGUGGCAGAUGGUGGAGAGGAAAGUGGAGGUGGUGUCAUAGAAGACGUUGUUCUUGCUGCUUACUCCGAUGUGGACUACCAGCAGUGGCGCUCUGCCCUCACAAUUUUGACUGGGACUCGGGAUUCCCUGAGAAUAUCAUCUGGCUCGCUCCUGGAUGGCUCUCACUGGGGGGCUCUGCCACCUUGCCAUGAUGCUGCAUCCACCAGCUCUUCCAAUUUCAGUUCCAAUAGGGAAAGUGUCAUAUCAACAACUUCAUCCUUGCCCUACAUGCUAAGGCUCCCAAACCACGAGUCUCCCCCGCGUGGUCGCAGCCCUUUAGGUCAGGGGUCCAGUAUUGGGGACACCUCAUCCCUCUCUAGUAAACAACUCCAGCCUCUUCCCUCUCUACCCCCUGAGGAUGGAGAUCAUGAUAAAGAGGAUGAUGACAAUGCCAGUGUGGGAACAAUUUACGAGAAUAUUGACAACCUGGUGUUACAGUUCGACUCCACCUUGCAAGCAACGGUACAAGCCAUGGGCCAGGUUGGCCAGCACCUUGGAAACAGUAAGAAACCAAAAAAGAAGGACCGUUCCCUCCUCCGCCAGACUUCCUUUUUCAAAGGAGGUAAAGGACACAAAGCAAGGCUUUCAACAGCACAGAAAAAUGAGCUGGAGAGAGGGGAGUAUUUUGCUGGCCACCUUUACAAGAGGAGUUCCAGUGGGUCUUGGAAGAAAAAGUGGUGUGUGCUGAAGGGAGCAGUCUUAUCCUAUUCAAAAAACAUGGAAGAUGUAGACGGUAGAGAGUAUGUUGUAUUGGAUUCUCAAAUAGAAAGAACUACAGACCCCAAGAAGAGCUUUGCAUUCAAAAUGAAUUUGAGGGGUCUUCCAGAACCACUGUACUUUGGCACAGACGAUGAAAAUGUGAUGAAUGAGUGGAUAAAGAAGCUGGAAUGUGCCAGUAUUAGCAAAAGAGACUUUAGCUGGGACAUGUGGAGAGAUCAGCAAUCAGAUGAGCAACCUUCUCGUUAUCACAGCCAGACUUCUCUGGACUCUGUCGAAAUGUCAGAGAGUCACUACAACGUUCCUCGUUCUAUUCAUGCUGCACAAGCCUCUGCUGCUUCUUCUGCAGUACAGCCAAUGCCUGCAGGAGUUGCUGUCAACAGUGGGAUAUAUAGUGUACCCAGCUCCCUCCUUGCAUCGGAUGUCAGUAACACUUUCAGCAUUCAGGGCCAGUCCUUUUCUCUCUCUGGUGAUCCAUAUGCCCAGUAUGAUGUCCCUCGUCCCCUGAGCCUAAUCCCUGAUGAAGAGGCUAUUUACGACUACCCUGAGAAUGUGGUUGACAUGGAGAUCUACGACUAUCCACCUGAUGCUCUUUCCCUGUUGCCACCACCACCUGAUAUGUGUCCACUUCCUCCCGAGAGCAGCCACAACAGUGUCGCCACGCUAACUUCUGAUUUCUCUCUUUCUGCACGAUCUAGUCUUGCAGCUCCCGAUGAUUGGAGUCACAUAACUCUCCCACCUCCCCCUGUCUCCUUGUCCUCUUCCAGACCCUCUGUAGCCAUUUCAACAACCUCUUCUGAUGAGUACUCUCAGAGUGCUCGAAACUCAGUGGCCAGUGUUGAGGGGUUAUAUGAUCGUCCUCGCAAUCGCAGCAGUAAUACUUUCAACAGAUCCAGCUUGGGGGAAGUCCUUGAAGAGCAAUUUACUGCAUCGAUGACGCUUACAGAAACGCCAGAAACAUCGACAUCACUGGAGUUUGGCGUUUGUGCAAUACGAGGGUUCCUCUAUAAGAGAGAGAGGUUUACCUGGAACAAGAUGAACUGCCUCAUUCGCAACAGUUUCCUGGAAUGCCACAAGCCAAACAGUACGCAAGGGCCGGCACUUAAACUCUUCCUACCACGCAGUGUCAUAACUCCAGACAAGGAAGCCAAGAGGCAAUGGGCGAUCAGAGUGAAACACCCAAGAAGGGAAGGAGUACUCCAGUUUGCUGCAGAAAAUGAAGAGGGCUACAGGAAAUGGAUGAAAGCCUUUAGCUCUGCUGCUGCUAUUGAGGUCCAAUCAGUCAAUACUGUGGAGGAGAUAAGGAUAACAGAUCUGGAUAUGCAAAAUCGAUGGACAACAUUGGAGCGGAAUAAUACCCUACAGCAACCAGAAACAUCUCAGACAAAGAAAAAGGUGGUGGACGACCUGCCUCCUAUGCAAACCGGUCGCCGCAACACAUAUUCAGCAGGAGAUGACUACAUGAGUGAUACCCUCAAGCGACGCAGGAAGUUCUCGUGGAUAAAAACCCUCUCCCGGAAAAGAAGGCUUCAUCAUGCAGCUGUGUCCGAUGCCCAGCUGGCAAGUGACAAGCAACACAUGAAUGGGGCUGUUGUUAAGCAGCAGCAGUCAGGGGAGGGCUGGUCACAACAACCAACAACAGUUGUAGUUGCACCUGAGGACCGGGCCCAUCGUGUCACAACCGAUGAUGGAGUUGAGCAGUUCCAGGGUUACUUACAUGUUCAACGCAAAGGGGCUAACAACACAUGGGUGCGCUACUGGUGUGUGUGUGGAAGACCUCAGUAUCUCCUGCUACAUUAGCAGAAGUGAUCUCGCACUCACUUUAUCAAUUCAGCUCAAGGGUUCCAGGGUUGCAGAUGCUGCCCACGACUGCAGGCGACAGAAUUCAUUCAAAAUAUGGCAUCUGGAGAGUGGCCAGUGCCUGUUUUUUGCAGCUGAUGAUGCCAUUGAGUAUGGAAGCUGGUUCAAGGAGGUCACCAAAGGUGCAGAGUAUGUUGUGCCUCUUGAUGCGGGAAUAUCCAACUCCCCUCUAGCUGCACCAUUCUAUCACUUCACCAAGGACAGCCCCUCAGACUCAAGUCCCAGCCAACGCUCAUCCCGGUCCAGUAUUGCAUCACUCCCCGAGCUAGACCUCGACACUGCACCUGUAAAUUCGGGAGGUACAGUUGUGUACAAGGGAAAUCUAAAGAAACUAACUCAGAACAAGUGGAAAGACCGCCAUUGCGUUGUGAAAGAUUCGGUUUUGCAAGUGUUUGCAACUUCAUCAGAGAAGACCCUUCUAACAACCAUGCCCCUGGCUGGAGCUGGCGUAGAGCUGGUCAGUGUUCCAAAUGAGGAGGUGCAUCACUUCACGUUCCGCAUUUGCAUCCCUUCCGGAAAGGCGCACAUGUUUUGUGCUGUUUCAGAGCAAGAGAUGUAUGCCUGGGCCACCACACUGCAAGAUGUGGCCUACCAGAGCUCCGAUGUAAAGGAAGACCCAAUGGCUAAAAGCAGAAAGAAGGUAAAUUCAAGCACUCUGAAACACAUCGAGAAGCUGUUCACCCCAAUUCCAGCAAGCAGCCUGUCAAAUCCAGUGCAUGCUGGGUAUGCUGAAGUGUUGGCAUUGGGCUCCUGGCAACGAUACUGGUGUGUGGUGCACUCUGGAGCUCUUUAUCUCUACCAAAACCAUGAGUAUCCUACCACCACUCUCACCAUUGUUCUGAAAGGGUACAGAAUCACAGUAGGGGGUCCCCGUGGAUGUAAGAAGCCCUGUGUUAUAGCCAUGCAGUAUCCUGGACUACACACAACAUUUAUGUCCGUGCUUGACCAGAAUGAACUAAAUGUGUGGUUCAAUGCACUGGAAAGGGGGACCAGAAUGGAGAGCACUAUUCAGCACCUAAGGAAACCCCCAGAAAAGGCAGCAAUGCCAGCGACAGAUGUCAGGAUCAAGGUCACUCCCUUUGAGGAAGCAGACCCCCCAAGUCUUGGCACAGAGAAUAAAAAGACUACUGUGGAUGAACAGUUGACUGAGACUCCACUCAAGAAAGAAGAGACUUCAGGUUCUCCACCCCAGCACAUAAUCCGCAAGUAUGAGAAGAAGGUUCGCAAGACUCACCGUGUGGCCAAUGUAACUGAACAGAACCUGAAACGACAGCAGGCCUCCCUCAUGCAUUUUAAGCGGGAGUUGUCACAGACGACUGGAAAACUCCAGGAGCUGGCCAAUAAGGGAGAUGAGCAUGCCAUCAAGCGGCUCAAGAGUGUUCGCGUAAAGCUGCAACAAAUUGACAAGAUUCUGCCAUACAUCGGCAAGUAUAUUAUGGUAAACCGGCAAGCAGAGAUCCAAACUGUUGCCAUCCUCAAGGAAUCUUGUACGGUUGAUCUCCAACGGGUAAAGGGAGAUGCCACGCAUGCCGGAGUAGCAUCACAAGACCCUGAGCCAAGCAGAAUCCCUGCUCAUAAGCCCCUGGAAACACAUGAGGAGGAGGCGGAGUGUACUGCCACUGUAGAGCCUACUCAGCACUCAUCUGAAGUCAUGGCAUCACCACUCGUUUCUGAACAAACAACAGCAAAUCCAGGAAUAACGCCACCUGUACCACAAAAUGAAGCCCAAGAAGAGGUCCCAGCGGCUGAGCCAUUAGAGCCUGCACCACCAACACCCCUUAGCUCACCAGAAUUGGUUGAGCAGAGGCUGUCUCCACAUGCACCUGAUGACUCGCCCUAUGCAAACCUCAUGUUUCUUCAGUCAGAAGCUCAGAAGAUACACACAAAAGGAGUUGGUAGAGGAGAGGAUCCCAAUGUCAGGGAGGAAUCCCCUUAUGCUACCCUUGCCAGUGUAAGACCAGGAGAAGUGGCAAGCAACCAGAGCCGUGACGAGGUUCAAUAUGCAGAACUUGUCAAAGUUAUGUCGCCCACAAUUCUUUCACCAGCUCCCAAGAGCCCUUAUGCUGAGCUGGACUUCACCAAAAUGCAGGAACAACAGCAACAGCAACAACGCUUAACUCCCACAUCUCCAAGAUCACGGUUAAACUAUGUCGAGGUGAGCUUCAACGCGGGCAAGUCAAAAGCUGUCAUAGCUGAUGAAACGGACUCUAAGACAGAAGAAAUAGACACCACUCUGGUUGCCAGGAGUGAAGAAAAGGAAACAACCCCAUUGGAUGAAACACUUACGUCAGUCGAACAGCCAUUAACAUUAAGUACUUCUGCUUUAGCACACUCCGCUCCAUCUCCCAAGUCCAGAGCUGCAGCAUUGCAAGAGGCUAUAAAGCUCUUUGAGCCUCCACACAGUUCAACCCCUUCCAAGCCACCAUCAAGCAAGGCAGAACCUCCACCAGUGAAGAGAAAGCCAAAGCAGAGUAAUCCCUCUGCCAACAGGUCCUCAAUACCUCAAGAAUCAUUCACCUCUCCGUCUCACACUGCCACAGAGGAAACUGGCAAGAAAGACACUGACCAUUGUUCUGAUGAUGGCAAGCUGCUUGUCAGUGAGACUGAUGGGGCUCAGUCGGUUGCUACAGGUACAAUGAGUGUUCUGGAAAGAAUCAAGGCUCUGGGGAUAGAAGUCUCUCUACUGUGUUGUAUACACUUCACUUGGAGGUCUUACCAGGUUCCUAGGCCAAAGAGAGGGACAUGGUAAUGAAGGGGACACCGAAGUUUAUGUCUUGCCAUGGAAAGAUAAACAACAAAAAGAAAACUGACUGACAGUGACAAUGAAAAGCACUAAAGUGCAAACCCUCGGCGAACUGGGCAUGCGCGUUACCGCUAAUAUUGAUGGGCUGGGCUGCUAUUAGUAUAUAUGUAGUAUACUCGUGGUCUCUCGCUAGUAGCGUCUGACACGGGCUAGCUACAGUAGUGGGAGUCGAUACACGCCCUUCGUUGUGACUUCUCGUGCCUUCA
This is a messenger RNA of Geodia barretti, 6226 nucleotides long. Lineage: Eukaryota; Metazoa; Porifera; Demospongiae; Tetractinellida; Geodiidae. The record is from the annotation of a GenBank genome assembly.